Phanerochaete carnosa HHB-10118-sp is the source of this 417-nucleotide messenger RNA. RefSeq lists its product as uncharacterized. The transcript has 2 exons. Lineage: Eukaryota; Fungi; Basidiomycota; Agaricomycetes; Polyporales; Phanerochaetaceae. The record is from RefSeq and is a predicted model, not a curated record. Bases 1 to 417 code for a protein of 138 amino acids.
AUGCCCGGUCCGACCCCCGCGACCUGGUCUCCUCGCUUCUCUCCCCGCCCUGCGCCCUCCGUCCCGCUCUCGCCACACCACUCGCCUUCUCCUGGGCUCCUCCACGCCGAUCCUCCCUUCCCCACUGUCUCCUUAUGCAAAUCAGCAAUCCUCUCCGCCGUACUCCCCGCGUUCGCUGCACCAGCGGGCUUCCACCGACGCAUCCUUCGCCCCCGGCCCUCGCCUGGCACAUCUCCUGCCCACGAUCCGUCACAACACCUCCAGCACUCGGAACCAGAGCUCCCGCGCUUGCACGACCCUAGCUCAGAUCCUCUGCAAGAACCCAACAGCGACGGGCUGCACGGAAGCUCAACGUCUAACCACACGGCGGGCCGUACCGCACAAACGCCUCCCCCUCCGAAGGCGCAGGACGAGUAG